Staurois parvus is the source of this 346-nucleotide messenger RNA. NCBI's taxonomy places the organism in Eukaryota, Metazoa, Chordata, Amphibia, Anura, Ranidae. The record is from the annotation of a GenBank genome assembly.
AGCCGAAGAUGACGGCUCGGUCAUGUGAUUAGCUGUGUCCAAUCACAGCUGAUCGCAUGGGACAUCUACACUGAUCAUCAGAGCAGUGAUGAUCAGUGUAGCCCCAGCAGUGCCACCUGUCAGUGUCAGCUGUCAGUGCUCAUCCAUGCCACCUGCCAGAACCCAUCAGUGCCACAUCAAUGCCACAUAUCAGUGCCUACCAGUGCACAUCAAUGCCACAUAUCAGUGCCCAUCUGAGCUACCUUUCAGUGCCACCUAUCAGUGCCAGUCAGUGCCGCCUAUUAGUGCCAGUCAGUGCCGCCUGUUAGUGCCAGUCAGUGCCGCCUAUCAGUGACACCUAACAGUG